Molecule: messenger RNA, 786 nt
Organism: Lindgomyces ingoldianus
Lineage: Eukaryota; Fungi; Ascomycota; Dothideomycetes; Pleosporales; Lindgomycetaceae
Exons: 5
Coding region: 1-786 (261 amino acids)
Source: RefSeq, a predicted model, not a curated record
AUGAGCCUCUGUUCCGGGGAAGGCGGAGGAAACGCGGUCUCGAUGCUCGUGAAGCGUGAAGCGAAGAAGGCGAGAGCAAUCAUAGACGUAAAAAGGCCCUGUCUUGAAACUAUGAACGGCGCAAACAUCGAAGAUAUUCGUCUUUCAUCCGCCUUCGCCAACGCACGCCGGCCAACGACGGGCGGCACCUCCGGCAACGCUUUGCAAACGCCAUGGGCUUCUUCUAAGCCUCAUGGUCAGCUGUUCCAGGGUGUCUGGUGCUCGCUUGGGGACCACCGGCCAGACGCCAUUGCGCCACGCAGAAGUGUUUUGUUCGGUAUGGAUCUUUCGCCACCCUCGAACGGUGAAACAACAAUGAAUGCGUUGACACUUGCGGCGUAUAAAGCCUUCCUAUCACAUCAGAUUUUCUCUUUUCGCUUCACCUUCGAGCUAGACCUCACUAGAGACGCCCACGUGACGUUUCGCAGCCGCGGCAAGACUUUCAAUCAUGCUGACGAGGCGAUUCUGCCAUAUUGGACUAUUUCCUUGUGUUGUAAAUGGGGCGCGGUUUUUAAUACUGCUCCUGUCUGCGGCACCGAGAAUGGCGCAUUUCACGUGACUUUCUAUUCCAACUUAGGGCCGAAUUCUACUGGACUUCCCCUGGUCAAAGUUGUCUCGCCAGAGAAGAUACGACCCCGAGAGAUAAGGGCAAAGAACGAUUCCCGACGUGGAUCUGCAGAUUUUGAAAGGGUCCCUUUCCUGGCCGUCAAGUCUCCCCCAAGAACGCCACGGCCCAUUUCGGGCUAG